AGAGAGAGAGGAGAGAUAGUGAAGGAGAAGGGAGGAUAGUGGGGCGGAAAUUGGAGUGGGUUUUAUAAGUGCGGUGAUUUCAUACGCCUACCUUUCCAAGUAACCCAUUUUAUCGCUGUCUCGCUCUUCUAUCUCAGCUUUCCGUGACUCUUGUUUAGUGGUAUCCGCUACGCGGAUACAUGUCAUAUCCAUGAGCCAAGUUGCCUUCUUGAAAGGUGCAUGUCUACAUUCCAUGUGUCGACACGCUGCAUUUCCGCGGCUAAAAUCGCAAGCGCAUACGGCAAUAGAUCGUACUAUACGUUAAGGGAGACUCAUUUACAGCGCAGGUACUACACGGAUACGACGAUUUUAGAAUCGGUAGCGAGAAGUAGAGGAAGAAGACGCGAUAUGUGUGUCAUGUAAUUGGAACGUAGUAGCUUCCAAAAGCUUCUUGAUUAAAUGGACGUAGAAGUAGAACGUUCAAUAUGACCUAGGUGACUUAGAACGAUUUAAAAAGCCUCGAUGCGCAAUGCGACAUUUACGUAAAAUAUAUUGGCUAUUUUGGGUGGGUCUACCGACUCUCACUGCAUAUCCUGUGUCAACGCCGUAUUUAACAGAUUUGCACAAUGAUCAAGGAUCAUUACAAUGGGAACGUUAUUGGAUAAGAUAUACAAUUACUCUCUUAAGCUUAACUGUCGCUGCAUUUACUCUGGCUGGAUGUCUAUGCUGCAGGAGACCUCGUCGUACUAUAGGAUUUCAGGACAAAGCAGGAAAAUGUAAACAGGAAUUCAAGAAUGGAAGUAGCACUGGUCCAGAGUUACCGUUUGAACAAUCAAUAGAAGGUUUAGCCAUUGAUGUUCCACGAAUGAUAGCAUUGACCGACAGAGUACAGUUUGAACCUCUACCCGUAGAUCGAAUUAUAUCAGGACCAAAAGUUCCUUCUCCAACAAAACCAUCUUCCAUAUCACAUUUAUCUUUUACGGGAGAAUACAAUGAAGAUAAUGCUACAUUACAAGAGCCUUGUAGAGAAUGGUUCGAAGCAGAAGACCUUUAUGUACCUAGAGAAAAAUUAAAAUACUUAAGAGAACUAGGACGAGGCUGGUUUGGAAAAGUUGUAGAAGGCCGAGCAGAUUUAGAUCAAUCCAAAGGAGCUCUAAAAAAUGGAGGAGUUGUUGUAAGAAUUCUUGCCGAAGAAGCUACAAUGAAAGAAAAAGCUUGGUUCCUAGGAGAAGCUACACCGUAUCUCAAAUUACAUCAUCAAAAUGUUUUAGCAUUACUUGGUUUUUGCUUAGAAACUGAUCCGUAUUUGCUACUUUUUGAAUCUUGUCCUGCUGGUGAUCUUAAAGGCUUUUUGUUAUCAAAUCAUGAUAAAAAAUCUCAAGAAGCAUUAAUAAAAGAAAAUAUUCCUACGAGAAUGGCUCUAGAAAUAGCCGCUGGUUUACAACAUAUGCAUAAUCAUGGUUUUGCACAUACAGACUUAUCUGCAAGAAAUUGUUUGGUUGCUUCUGAUUUAUCUGCGAAAUUAGGAGAUUACGGAACUGGCGUUGAAAAAUAUCCUGAAGAUUAUUACAUUGUUGGAGAUCGUGCUUUGCCUAUUAGAUGGUCUGCACCUGAGAGUUUAGACUGUACAGAUACUACUAUUGAAACUCGACAAAUUACAUUACAAGCAAAUGUAUGGAGUUAUGCUGUGCUGUUAUGGGAAAUUAUUAAUUGGGGUAAUAGACCUUACGAUAAUAUGUGUGAUGAGGAAGUUAUACAGAUGCUUUUAUCUCUUAAAACUGAUUUUUCACUAAACAAUAUACAGCCAUUGCAUAACUGUCCUGAAAAUAGUCCCUCCAAUAUAUUACAUGUUAUAUGCACAUGUUUGAAUACAGAUGCUAAAAAGAGGCCUUCUUUAAAUGACAUAAGACAAAACUUACUUACUGAACAUAUAGAGCAAGAAGAUUUUGAGCAGUGGGAAAAUUUACAAACAAAUACGUUAAUUAAUCAUACACGUAGUGCUAGUUUACAAAAUCUUCGUGGCAGUGUUGAUUCUGAUCAUUGGACAAGCAUAAUGGAUGAGAAACCAUUAGAAACGUUACAAUCUUCUUUUCGACUUGGACCAGAUGAACCAAUUAAAAGUGUUAUGAAUAUGGAAAGUUUAUUUAAUACAGCACAAGAAUCAGGAUCUGAAACUGAAGAAGAAAGUUGGAGGGGAAGAAUUGAACGAGGAGUUUAUACAGAAAAAGUGAAACAAAAAUCUAAAUCUGUAACUGAUCUUAUGAUACUUGUACAUAUCGAUCCCGAAUCAGAUGGAGAAUUAUCUAUGGGCACACAAAUGACAGAGAAAACUCUUAAGAAAAGAUUAUCCACCACUGGCAGUGAUAGUGAUCUAACGCGUACCAUGAUUGUAGAUGAAUUUGACGAAGUAUUAAGAAAACUACGAAAUCCUAUACAAAGUGAUGUUUCUAAUAAAACUAAAUCAAUAAACAACUCAGAAAAACCAAAACUUUUGACGUUAACUAUGGAUCAGGAACAAACACCAAUCUUAAGGCUGUCUUUGGAUUCUAAAGAAAAUUCUAUUGUUAGUAAAAAUUCUUCUGUUUUAAAUACAAGCGCAGACAGUAUACGUAGCGAAGAACAUAUAUUAAGACUAUUAUCAAAAGGUGAUCCAGAUCUUCCCCUUCUUCGUUAUGUUCCUGAUAGCAAGCCUUCUUGUGAAAUUUUGGAGAGUACUAAUGAAACUCAAUCUGAUAACAUUUCCACUAAUAAUGAAAAUAAUGAAUCUUGCUUUUCCAACAAUUUCUCGUUUCAAAACCUUGAUACUAAUCAGAAUAACUUGGUGGACGUUCUUCUUUGGAAUCAUGCGCUUGAUUCAGCUUUGGAACAUAAGAUACCAGGAUUUUCAGACGAAGGUGAAUUUAAAGAAUUCAUAGAACCUUCUAUAAAUCAACAGAAUAAUACUACAUUGGAACUUUCUACAUCUGCUAAUGUCACAGAAAAUAGUGAACAAUUUGAUAAGGAAAAUUCUGUUUACAAUCUUAAUGAUUUAUCAAAUACUGAAGAUAUGGGAAUCGUUCGAAAAGUUUUAAUAAACGAAUAUGAAGAAAGAAAGCAUUUAUCUACUCCUGACGAUGAGCAAAGUUCAGAUUCUGGCUUUAGAGACAAAGAAUCCUGUGAAGAAGAAGAAAGUAUGUGUCCACCCUGUGAUCAAACGAGCUCUCACGAUACGUCUAUUAUACAUGUGCCUACAUGUACUGAAGAUGAACAGCUACAAGUUUUAUUAGAACUUGAUACUAUUUUAGAUGCUGAAUAUUACUCGAUACUUCCUGAAUCCGAUAACUCUGUAGGGAUGAAUAACACAAACAGUAAAGCAGAAUAUGACAAUCCAAAUAUACAGGAUAUAAAAAGUCAGAAUACUGUUAGUAUUUUAUCAAACGAAAUCACUACAAAUACAUACAUAGAACAAGAUGAAGAGGUUAACACACAAUAUUUAAAUAAGAAUGAUCGAAUGGAAGACGAGGACAUAAAACCCACAAGUAAUAUGCAAAAUGGUGAUUUUGUAGCAUCAUCAUCUAGUAAUUACUAUGAUGAUACAAACAAUUAUAUAACAGAAAAUUCUAAAGAGAGCAAGAUUUCUUCCUUUGAUGCAAAAAUAACGCAUGCAGAUACAGAAAAUUAUAUACAAGAUGAUACUGGGCAUGAAAAUGAAGAGGAAGAUAGUUCUACAAUGAGCUUAUGCAGUGAUAACUCUUAUGUAUCUUUUGGUAUGGAAGAAGAAUUUGUUACAGCAAUUAGAAAUGAACUUAGAGAAAAACUUCCACGUGCACAGAUGCCCGUCGUGGAACCGUCCGAACCUCGUGAUGAAGAGAUUUCCCCUAUAUCUAGCGAUAUUGAAAACAAACGUUGGGACGAUGAUGAGAAUGAAGAAUCGCCAGAUCGAAGCACUAGCAGCGUAGAUAUUUCUAUCAGGUAUAAUCUUUAUGGAACACCACUCAGUCCUAUUUUAGAAGAACGAGAAAGCACUGUUACUUCUGAGUCUUUGCUAUCAAAUUCAAGAGACGCAUCCAUUGUAUCUAAAGAAUCAGUACCAUCUGAAGAUGUAUUAUUAGUUGAUACUAGAACAAAUAAAAUGAUAUUAUUAGAGGGAUCAAGAGAAAAGCAACUACAAGAUGAUGAUCGAGAUACAACAAAUGGAGAUAUUUCUGAAGAAGAAAAUGUUGAAUAUAGUUCAUCAUCGAUAUACACAUCAGAAGAUAAGCCUCAUGCUAUGAUCGCUACUGGAGGAGCACCGUUACCAAGUCCUGAAGAAGAAACCAAAUGGCAACAAUUACCUUCCUCUUUUCCAUUACCUUUACCAUUACCUUUACAAGAUGAUUUAAUGUCUACAAGUUUUGCUACAGAACGUGAUUGGGAUAGUCAAGACGAUGAUGAAGUAGGAGAUGAAGAGGGGGAAGAUGAGGAUAACAGUUCUAGUUCGGGUGAAUUUGUUUGGAAACGAUAUAGUGAGCCUCACGCGGAACAGAUACAAAUCAGAAGUACUUUGAGCAAUGAAAAAGUAGAAGUAGAACAGGCUGACUUAAGAGAAGAGAUUGACGCAGAAGAUGAAGAAGAAGAAGAAUUCACACCAUCAGCUUGGAAUGCAACAUUAGCACCACAUAGAUCUGCGUUAAGGUCUCCAGAUAAAACAUUAAAGAGCGGAGAUGAAUUGGAUCAAAAGAAGAGUGUAUGGUUCAAGAAACAACGCUAUCAUUGUGUAUAUGAGUAUCCAAAAGAAACAUUAGCUAAUGACAUCCAAGGUCAAGCUACCACUACAUGGGAACCAACUUCGUAUACAGAUUGGGAGGAAUUAAUGAAUGAGCCAAGAUUAGAUAUGUAUCCAUUGGAUUACGAGGAUAUAAAUCGAGCUGGAAAUGAAGAAUUUUAUGUGAGUAGUUCAAAUCGUCCGUUUCAAUUUCCAACCAGCGAUAGUAAAUAUGUUAGUCAAUUCUUCCCUGGCGCUUGUUCUACGUCAGUAAAUGAAGAAGAACAAGACGAAGUAGAUUGUAAUCAGGAAGAAGAAAAUACUAAUAGCCAGACAAAUGAGCAUGAACAUAUUAAACAAUAUCAACUAGGAGAAUUAAGACAUACCAGAGACCGCUUAAAAUUAAAUUUAUUAGCAGGAAAUAAUGCAGUAGAUACGACUUUUGUUCCUUUAAGACAAGUAUAUGAAGAUAAGGAAGAUCUAUUAAGAACUGAAAAAACGCAUACGUUAGAUUUGCUGGAAAAUAUGAAAGUAACGGAAGACCAAUGUAAUUUGUCAAAUUUGGUAGAUGACAAUACUUCGCCAAAGGUGCCUCAGGAGGAUUUUAAAUGUGAAAUAGAUAAUGAUCCAGUUUCACCAAAAAUUUAUCAAAAUGACAAUGAAAAGAAAAUUGAGUCUGCUAAUAAUGUAGCGUUCUAACGCUUGACUGAAACAAUUUAUAGUGCACAAUGAUAUUUUGAGGAAAUCAGUUUAAUUGAAGUCCGUCCGAAACAAUUCAUUGUGGAAGUGCAGUGGUAAAUUGGUGCCGACGAAAUUGAUGUUGUCACAAUAUUGAUAUUUUAUGACUGUAUAUAUAAAAAUUAGUAUUAAAAUGUAAAUGUAACAAAAGCAAUGUACAGUAUAUACCGAUGGGCUUUUGGAUUGAUUCGGAUAUAGGAUACUAAAAAAAAAAAAAAAAAACGAGAUAUAGUUGCAAGUAAUCGAUACUGUGACUACGAACUCUGCCAAAUGAUACAGCAAAACUCGAAGCACUGUAAUAUUUGAGCAAUGGACAGCUCUUUAGCCUUUCAUUCGUCGAGCAAUUUUGUGCCUAUUUUAUAAGUACCAUUUCUAUUUGUUUCAGUCUUGACAUCACAGGCUUUAAAUUUCAAUAGGAAAAAUUAUAACAUUAUCGAGUAACAAUGAUAGUCAAAAAAUGGCUAUUCAGUGCUUAUGUACAGUAUACAUAAAUCAUUUGCAUACUUAAGCGAGUGUUAUAUAAUGGAAUUAACAUUUAAAUUCAAGAUUUUGUGCAAUAAUGAUCAUGUGUAGUUAACAAAUUGCUGAACAUAGUUUGUUAUUAGAAAGGAAUAUAAAAUUUUGUUAGAAUCUAUCAGCAUAUGUAGUUGCAUGAUUGCAUACACAUAAUGUACAAAGAGAAAAUGUGUUAUAAUAUGUUUAUAAGGUGCUGUAGCAUAAUAUCAAAUGUGUUGCGCAAAUUAAGAUUACUGGCUUUGUAUCCACAGUAUUUCGUAUUAGCGACAGAUUUGUUUAUGCUAUGACAAAAUUAUCAUAAGUAACUUUGUAAUACAUGUAAAUAUUUAUAUAUUUAGAUGAUAGUCUAAUAAUUGAUUAAUUGAUGUGAUAUAAAUCUUGUGUUGCCAAUAUUUUGCUAAUACAUGAUUUAAUAUUAAUCAUCUUUAAUAAUAUAAAUGAUAUAAAUUAUAUUUGAACAUACAAUUAAUCAACUAAUAGACGAUAGUCUUUAUCAACAGUAGCAGCCUAAUGGAAAUUUUGCUACCCUUUACCCAGUCAAUCACGAUCAAUGCUCAUUUAUCUAUUUAUCGUCACUUUUAUUUUUUUCUUGAUAUUAUUACUUCUAGGGUAAAGCAUUUCUUUUAAGCAUCACAGCAUUGCAAAAAGAAUUAUACCAUGACUUAACGCUUAUUUUUAGCAACAGCAAAAUAUUAUUAUAUUUGACAAAUCAGUUUAUACAAAACCACGUGAUAGUGUUAAUCUCUAUGUAUUGUUAAUAGAUCUGUGAUGAGAACGAGAUAUAUAGUCGUAUUUCGAUCAAUUUUGUAACGAAUCUCAGAAAAGUAUUGCAUAAAGUGUAAAUUAAUAGUAAACUAUUUUAGGUGAAGAACAUUUUGAAGGAUCUUGUCAUUCUUGCUUGUUUUCUUUUGUAUAUAAUUACAAUGUUUAAAAAUAAAUUAUCUACUACUCUAA
Molecule: messenger RNA, 6910 nt
Organism: Vespula vulgaris
Lineage: Eukaryota; Metazoa; Arthropoda; Insecta; Hymenoptera; Vespidae
Product: rho-associated protein kinase 1-like
Exons: 10
Coding region: 509-5401 (1630 amino acids)
Biological process (GO): protein phosphorylation
Molecular function (GO): protein kinase activity; ATP binding
Source: RefSeq, a predicted model, not a curated record